UCGCGUCGAGGGCGGUGAGGAAGGAAAACGGUGGGGGAAAGUGAGGAAAAGGGAGAAAGAAGGAGGAGGAAAAAUCGGGGGCGAAAACGCCUGGAACCACGGCGAAAAGUAACAGCGUGGCCGUCUAACCGUGUAUGGACCGUCGUUUGGCGGAUUACAUGAUGAGGAGCGAGCCUGUGCUUUUUACAUCCAGCGGGGCAAUGGAGGAGUUGGUGUACGAGCUCCGGCUGUUCCUAGACCUACUGGACCGGGAAUAUCUAAGUGCUGGAAUCCGUGAGAAGAAAACGCACCUCUCCAACAUCCUCAACAGAGUCCUGUCGGAGAAAGAACCAUUAUGUAAAGCAGAGCUCCACAGUGGACUUCCCGCGCCGCCUCAGAUGCCGCUGCCUGAAAUUCCUCACCCCUGGCUGGCUCCAACUAACGGGCCUCCUCCUCUACCCAGCUCCUCGCUACCAGAGGGUUACUACGAGGAAGCCGUGCCGUUAAGCCCCGGCAAAGCACCGGAAUAUAUCACAUCGAACUACGAUUCGGACGCUAUGAGCAGCUCCUACGAGUCAUACGAUGAGGAAGAAGAGGACGACAAGGGUCGGAAGACACGCCACCAGUGGCCCUCCGAAGAGGCCUCCAUGGACUUGGUCAAAGAUGCCCGGAUCUGCGCUUUCCUGCUACGCAAGAAACGCUUCGGCCAGUGGUCCAAGCUUCUCUGCGUUAUUAAAGAUAACAAACUUCUGUGUUACAAGUCGUCCAAAGACCACACGCCCCAAAUGGAGCUGACCCUGUCAAGUUGCAGCAUCACCCACAUCCCCAAAGACGGGAAAAAGAAACGGCAUGAACUGAAGAUUGUCCAUCAGGGGGCAGAUGCCUUGGUGCUCGCCGUGCAGAGCAAGGAGCAAGCUGAGGAGUGGCUCAAGGUCAUGAGAGAAAUGUGCGGCAACGGGACUUUUGAGUUGGAUCGCUCCGGAUCCCCAAUCCACAAACCUGAACUGGAAAAGAAGUCCUCAUGUGACAGGCCAAGCUCAGACGGCGAAGCGCCGCACGAGAACGGACACGUCGACAACAAGGACCACGGAAAAGGAAAGAAAAAUUCCAAGUCAGAGCAGGGCAAGACCGGGACUGUUGGGAAAGGCGCCGGGAAGAAGAUCACCAAGAUCAUUGGGCUGGGCAAGAAGAAGCCAUCGAUGGAUGAGCAGACUUCAUCAGCAGAGGAAGAUGUACCCACGUGUGGCUACCUGAACGUGUUGUCCAAUAACCGCUGGCGGGAGCGCUGGUGCCGUCUCAAAGACAACCAGCUGCUGCUGCACAAGGACCAGGAUGACCUGAAGAGCCACAUCGCUUCGCUGCCCCUCCGAGGUUGCGAAGUCAGCCCCGGCCUGGACCACAAGCAUCCUUUUGCCUUCCGCUUGUUACGCAAUGGUCAAGAGGUCGCAGUACUGGAGGCAUCUUCCUCUGAAGCCAUGGGUCGCUGGCUGGGGGUCUUACUGGCCGAGACGGGGUCCACCGCAGACCCGGCCACCUUGCAUUACGACUACAUUGACGUGGAGACCACCGCCAACGUAAUCCAGCUGGCCAAACAGUCCCUCUGUUUCACCAGCAAGCGUGCAAUCUCGCCAAAUCCGUACUUGGACAACCACGUCGGCAGCUAUGCCUGCCCCAGCGGGACGGCUCUGCACUAUCAUGACGUACCCAUCAAUGGAAUGCACUCCACUCCAGGCACAGGUGGGAAGGAAGCGCACGAUGAGAACUCCUACGAAAACGUGCCCUCAGCCAAGCCGACCGUCUCGACAAAUCACUAUAAGACACCCGUCUCUAAAGUCUCUUCUAAGUUCCUCACUGCCGAUAGUAAAACCAAAGCUGCUGCUCAGUUUAAGGGAAAGAAGGGAACCACAAGCAAUGGGUUGGCAUCCAAACAGAAGGCAGAUCCAAGAAGUCAGCAAAAGAAGAACGGAGUGACUGGAAUGAACGGGACACAGUCACUGAAACGCAACAACUCCACUGGGGAGCAAUGUAAAUAUGGGAAAAACCGCGUGGAGGCGGACGCCAAGCGGCUGCAGACCAAAGACGACGAGCUGACCAAGAAGAAACUUGACCUCAGGAACCAUCUCGCCGCUCUGAAGAAGGAACGCAGGGACCUGCGCAGCGCCAUUGAGGCGGCCUCGGGCAAGCGAUCGCAGGCCUCGCUGUCGGAACGGCUGAAGAAGGUGGAGGAUGAGUGCAGGCAGAAGGAGGAGGAGCGAGUGAACCUGGAGUUAGAGCUGAUUGAGGUCAAAGACAGCCUGAAGAAGGCCCUGAGCGGAGGUGUCACACUGGGCCUCACCAUUGAACCCAAAGCUGCUCCAGCUGCAGUCCAGUCACCAGCGUCGUUACGACGGGUGCAGGAGCCUUCGCCCUUCUCCAGCUGCGACACCAGCGACACGGAGACCUGCUCGCUGCCCGUGAACAGCGCCUCGCUGCUCCGCCGCCAGCAGGGCCUCCCCAAGGCCUCGCCAGUCCGCGGACAUGUCCUGAGGAAGGCCAAGGAGUGGGAACAGAAGAGUGGAACAUAAAGCCCCCCCACACACACAACUUGCUCUUAGGUUCUCUUAUUUAGGAUACAUUGCCUAUGUAUUUAUUUGAAACAGUCCUUAAACACAUUUUUUUUUUUGUUUAACCAAAAAAAAGCAAAAAGAAAACAAUGCUGGUUCUCAGACACUUUUCUACUGUUGAGCAUGCUUGUUGUAAAUACUGUUACUGUGCGUAUUGUGUUGCCUGACUUUCUUUUUGUGCUUUCCAUCCAAAGUCUCUGUCCACAUAUUCAGUCCAAAUCCAAUAUUUAUUUGUAAAUGUUUCAAGGAAAAAUGUAGACGCUUCCCUCUAUUUAUGUUGAUCUAUUUAAAGUAUAUAUAUGUAGAAAAGGAAUUUCGUUACACCCUGCAGAUUUCCCACAUUUGGGGUUGGACCCCCGCGGGGGAAGCAUUUUGGGUCCAGCCCCAAAUUUUGGGAAGCCUUCUUUAACGUGUCAAUACUGUUGCUUUAUUUGGAAUGCUUAGGGCUCUUGAUUGCUCUCUUCCAAGAAUUCCAAGCAGUCUGAAAAGAAAAAAAGCCACAAAUACCUAUCCCAGCUCCAUGUACUUUGUACAUUCCGUUUUCAUUUUAUUAUUGAUGCAAUGAUGCAUUUGUUUAAUUUGAAUUUUGUGUCACUAUAGUCAUUUUAAAAGAAACAAAAACUUGAUUUUACAUUUAUACAAGGAAAAAAAUGUUCAGAAAGAAAAAGACCACAUUAAUAGAUCAAGCUGUAAUUGGAGGAUUUUUUUUUUUUACAAAAAAAUGCUGCAUUAUGAUGAAAUUGCGAGAUAAGAGUUGUAAUUUUAGAAACAAGUGUAAUCCACUCCAAGUUUGCAAAUGUUGCCAUUCAAAAAUUCAGAAUACACCAAAAACAGUGCCAGUGUGUGCUCUCAAUAACAACAAAAGCAUCCGAUUUAUUAUAUAGAGUUUUUCUGGACACUCAGACGCUUUAUUCAACAAUAAUCAAGGUUUUUUUUUU
Syngnathus acus (greater pipefish) is the source of this 3520-nucleotide messenger RNA. RefSeq names its product actin filament associated protein 1 (gene afap1). The transcript is spliced from 18 exons. Gene Ontology annotation, molecular function: SH2 domain binding; SH3 domain binding. Gene Ontology annotation, cellular component: cytosol. Lineage: Eukaryota; Metazoa; Chordata; Actinopteri; Syngnathiformes; Syngnathidae. The coding region runs from base 135 to 2543 and encodes 802 amino acids. The record is from RefSeq and is a predicted model, not a curated record.